Molecule: messenger RNA, 1724 nt
Organism: Paralichthys olivaceus (Japanese flounder)
Lineage: Eukaryota; Metazoa; Chordata; Actinopteri; Pleuronectiformes; Paralichthyidae
Gene: srsf4
Product: serine and arginine rich splicing factor 4
Cellular component (GO): cytoplasm; nucleus
Molecular function (GO): mRNA binding
Source: RefSeq, a predicted model, not a curated record
CCCCGCUUCCUGAUGAAGCCACGCCUCCUGUCGUCGCGACCUAUUGUGUGAGUGGAAGCGCGUGCAUGAGCCUCCGCCGUGCCCGCUCGCCUCAAGCUACGCUUAGCACACGAGCUAACAAGAUGUCGCGGGUGUACAUCGGCAGACUGAGCUACAGAGCACGGGAGAAGGACGUGGAGAGGUUCUUUAAAGGCUACGGGAAGAUCCUGGAGGUCGACCUGAAGAACGGGUAUGGGUUUGUUGAAUUUGAUGACCCCCGUGACGCAGACGAUGCGGUGUAUGACCUGAACGGCAAAGAGCUGUGUGGAGAGAGGGUCAUUGUGGAACACACCAAGGGACCCCGUCGUGAUGGAGGCUAUGGUGGCGGAAGGAGUGGAUAUGGGCGCUGGGGAAGAGACAGAUAUGGUCCACCGAUAAGGACAGAUUAUCGGCUCAUUGUUGAGAAUCUUUCCAGCCGCUGCAGCUGGCAGGAUUUAAAGGACUACAUGAGGCAGGCAGGGGAGGUGACUUACGCCGACACCCACAAGGGCCGGAAGAAUGAGGGGGUGAUAGAGUUCAGGCUCUACUCUGACAUGAAGAGGGCUCUGGAGAAGCUGGACGGCACAGAGGUGAACGGCAGAAAGAUCCGGCUCAUCGAGGACCGACCGGGAGCCAGGCGCCGCCGCUCUUAUUCCCGCAGUCGCAGCCACUCCAGGUCUCGCUCCAGGAGCCGCCGGUCUCGCAAGAGCCGCAGCCGCAGUGAGAGCAGCAGUCGCAGCCGCUCCCACUCCAGGGCAGCAUCACAGUCCCGCAGCCGAUCUCGCAGCAAGAAAAAUAAGGGUAAGAUCAAGAAGGAGGAAGAGGAGCGCAGCAACGGUGCUCAGAAGAACAAAGAUCGCAGCAGGAGUCGCAGCCCCAAAAGCCGCAGCCCCAAGAGCAAAAAGAGCAAGAAAGACGGGAAGAAGAUAAAGAAAGAGGAUUCCCAGUCCAGAUCCCGCUCUCGCUCCAGGUCUCGUUCUAGAUCAGGAAUGAAAGAUCGCUCUAGGAAAUCUGGCUCGAAGGACCGCAAGCCGCCCAAGAGUGACGACGAGGCAGGCGAGCCUGAGAGGGGCUCUCGUUCCCGUUCCCGCAGCCCCGUCGAUCUCAAAUCCAGAGCCAGGUCCAAAUCCAGGUCUAAAUCCAAAUCCCGUUCUCCCUCACCUGCCAAAGCCCGCUCGCACUCCCGGUCCGCCUCACGAUCAGAGUCCCGCUCAAAAUCCCGCUCCCCGUCUCGUUCUCGCUCCCGUUCCUAGUUCAGAUCGUGGACUGUUUGUCAUGAGCCCUUAUCCCAGUGUCUCCCGCUGUCCUUCAUCUACAUUCCCCAAACCCCCAAACGCUGCCCCGCCUCCUGUUUUUUGAUAAAUAGCUGUAGAAAACCAGGCACUCACGCUUGAUGUCUUUUAUGAUCAUGCUACUCCAUUUCAUUUGGUCCUUACUCAACAUAUUUUCUCAUUAGAGACGUCUCGUACGGAGGUGUUUGUAUAAUAACAGGGUGAAAUCUCAGUUUUAUAAGUUUAAAUGAUGAUAUGGUGUGUGUGUGUGUGUCUAUGUGUGUGUGUGUGUGUGUCUUUAGCCUUUUUUAAUCACAUGUAGAAGCAUACUGUUUUUUUGUUGAUAUGCUUGGUGGGAACAUGUUGUGACAUCCCACCUUUGUGAAACCCUUGUAUCAUUUUAUUUCAGAUUAAAAAAAAAAAAUACCAGCUCUG